GAACAACACAGAAAUGAUAUUGCAAUGGUUGUAACAGCAACGAGUAUAUGUCUUUGCAGCUAAUCUCGAGGUAACUGCAGCGAUGUGCUUUGGAAACGCUUUGGAGGGCAAAGCCGAAUUUUGAAAAGGCCGGUUAAGCCCUGCGCCUGGACCGACCAAUCAGAAGAUAGGGAAGAAGGCUGAAUGGCAUGGACAGUAAGGGAGGCUCUGUUCCCUUAAUGCUCGAGCCCCGCAGUCCCGUCAGCAUGAAGCAGUCCUCUGAUCCCCUGGGCGGCGGUGGUCUGAAGGGCAGGGGUGAAGUGUGUGCCCCCCACCCUGACUCCUCCACCCUGAUCAUGGAUAAGACCACCACCCAGCUGGCUGCCACGGCCCAAGACGGCGUCCUGCCCAGGAGCGUGAUGCAGAACGGGCACGGCCCCGCCGCACCCCCCCACCACGUCCACAGCCUGGAGCAGCUGAAGGACCUCACCGCGCGCGUCCUCAACAACGGAGAGCAGCCCAAACACUGCAAUGCCACCGGCCCACAGGAGGCCACCAUGAAGGGUGGUGGGGGUGGUGGUGUAGCGGACCCCCCUGCGCCCCAGGCCCCCCCAGCCCCUGCCCCCGCUACCGCUGCACAGGACCUCGUGCUGAAGCUGCUGUCGGCUGCGAGUGGCAAUACUAAGCCCGUAGCCAACGGCAGGUGCGACUCCCCCACCUGUUUUGCUGAAGAUAGGGAGCGGCCGGCCAACACUAUGUCUGCUGCUGUAGAGUCCACACCGGAGGAGAGGGACAUGGGGCCUCCCGGACCUCGGAGGGGGAGGAAAGGCCGUCCGGUGAAGAAGAGGACAGCUCAGAAGGCGCUCGACGCUGCUAAGGCAUCGCUUCACAAGAGAGCCCAGCUCCAUAAGAAGCAGCUCCAGUCGCCACUGGCUGCCGAGCAGAAGUCAGGCGAACUAGCCGCGGCGGCUACCACCUCGUCCAAUCACAUCGCUGAAUACAAAGUCUCCACCACCACUACGUCAGUCACUACCUUUGCUGCCAUGGAUCAAGCGUGCGCCGCUUCACAUUGUAGCCCGAGAGUUGAGAUGAGACAACGGCAUUCGGGCGGUCUUGCUGGGCCGGUUCACGAGCGGUUCUCCUUGGGGGACGUGGUCUGGACCAAAAUACUAGGCUAUCCCUGGUGGCCCUCUAUGGUUACCAUGGACCCCCGCUCAAACAAGCACAUGAGGCAGAACGGCUUGAACAGUGUGCUAUACCAUGUGCAGUACUUCAGCGACGCGUCAGAGCGGGGCUACGUCUAUGAGAAGGCCAUGGUGCCAUUCCGCGAUCGGCACCAGUUUCAGGAGCUGGUCUGUGCGCAGCCCUCUUCUCGAACUGACCGGAAAAAGCUUGUCGGCGUGCCUGAAAAGUUCAGGAAGCAGUGGCUCGUCGGCAUCUCCCAGGCGACGGAGGCCCUGGGCAUGGCCCUGGAAGAGCGCAUUGGCUUGUUCGCUCGGCGUUACUCGCUCGGCGCCCAUCCGCUGACGCCCGGAAGACCGCUGCCCAUCUACGCUGUCGCAGAGAGGCAGGACCAAAUGUCCCCACGCCUCGACCAGCAGCAGCCCCAGAAACAGCACCUUGGCUCUGCCGUCCAGCCGGUUCCAGAAGCCAGCGCAUGGAGUCCCGCAGGAAGUGGCACCCUGCAGGUUUCGGUCACUGAAGGCAGCACGGUCAUUAAAGAAGAGGCCAAUGACGUGGUUUUGGUGCACAUCACAUCCCGUAGGCCCGGGCAGAUGGCCGCGACAAGCCCGAUGUACACCAGCACACCCUUGGAGCACAACCAUGCACAAGUUCAGAAGCAGCAGCAGCCAGAAACGCACAUGCCACUCUUUCGCCCGCCAGUCCCUGCCUUUAACCAGAGAGCCCUUUCAGAAGACUCCAACGACAACAACAACAGCAGCACUUCGGUCCUCAAGAAGGGCCCCGGCAGAAAGGCCCCGAGGGCUGCAAAGGUCACCAAGGGGGUAAAGGUUAAAUCUGAGGGUAAUGAAGGUCAAGUGAAGCCCAGCACACCUGUGGUGAGGAAGAGGAGAGCGAGGAAGGCCUCGAUUCCCCAGGGAGAGGCCACUCCAGCCCUAGCUCAGGAGACUACCAAUGCUGCUUCCAACCUCAAACCUCCGACGACGGAGCCACCGAAACGCGUCAGGAACGCCUCAAGGCCCAUGAAGGGGGCAAAGGUUGAGCCAGAAAGCACCGCGGUUGAGGUCAAGGCCAGCACACCACCUGUGACCAAGAGGAGAGGGAGGAAGGCCACAGUGGCUGCUCCCAUGCCAGCUAUACACACGCCGGCUAAGAAACACCAGCAAGUGAAAGCCAUCGGCACCCCAGAGCAGACGAAGUCAGAAAAAGCUGCUGCUGCUCAGGCACUUCAGCAGGAGCCUGCAUCAUCUGGUUCCAUCCCAGCUGGGCUAAAGAGGAAGAGGCAGUCAGGGCCUAAACCACGACAGACUGCCCUGGCCACCCCCAAGCCCAGGCUUACGGCGGCGUCCGCACCCAAACCCCGGCAGACUGGACCCAAGGCCGGUCCAACUGUGGCAGCCGCACCUAAGCCGAGACUGACUGCCGCAGCCACCCCCAAGCCGAGACUGACUGCCGGUGCCACCCCCAAGCCUGGUCAGUCUGCUGUGGUGGUCGCCUCCACCCCCACCCCCGCCCCCAAGAGAAGGGGUCGACCCCCGGCCUCUACGUCCUCCUCUACUGUCCCGUCAACGACAGGGGAUGGAGCACAGGAGGCCCUCAAGACCCCGAAGACACCCAAGAGCGUAACUGGUCAGAUGAAAGGAAAGACCGAACCCAAAGGCAAGAGCAGAAAGCGAGAGCUGGAGGUGAAAGUUGAGGAAAAAGAUGAGAAGACCAAAAAGCGGAUUAAACUGGAGGUCGUCUCACCUCAAGUAAAGACGCCAAAGGCUAAGCCGGCUGACCCUCCAACCCAAGUGAGGCGGGUGAGAAAGAAGCCGACCACCCAGGCAGAAUUGAAGAAACCCAGCACUGGAGCGGAGGGGAAAGCAGCAGCAGCAGAAGAGAAGACUCCUGUGAAGGCGAUAGGGAAGAAAAGACAGGGGAAGCUCCAGGCUCAGAGUGAAGAACAUGAGCCUUUGGCAACAUUAAAGCGGCCCAGGAAGAGGAAAGGAUCUCUCAGCCAAUCCGCUGUCUCUACUCCCAAGAAGAGGCAGAUCCAGGCCAAUCCUGACGCGGAGGCCUCUGUCUCUGAGGACAGCCCGGAAUCUCCUGUGGACAGCACAGAUGAGACACAUAUUGCCAAGAAAAGCGUGAAGAAGGAGAGCGUGUGUCAGAGGUGUGAGCGCACAGGUGAAGACCUGCUGGUGUGUGAAGGGGCGUGUGGCGGCUCCUUCCAUGUGGAGUGUCUGGGACGGCUACACACGGCAGAGGAGAAACCCAUGUGUGCCCCAUGCAGCUCAGGCAUACAUGAGUGUUUCUGCUGUAAGCAGUCAGAAGGGGAGGUGAGGCGCUGUAGUGUGCCCCACUGCUGCCGGUUCUACCAUGAGGAGUGCCUGAGACCCAACCCGCUCACAGUCUUCAAGGACCGCGGCUUCCGCUGCCCACUGCACACCUGCCUCUCCUGCCACUACACGGGCAAGGCCAAAGCCACCAAAGGUAAGAUGAUGCGCUGCCUCCGGUGCCCGGUGGCCUACCAUGCAGGCGAGCAGUGUGUGGCGGCGGGCAGCGAGCUGCUGACCCCCACGGCCAUCAUCUGCAGCGGACACUUCCAGCCUGAGAAGCGCCGGAGCCAGCACCGCCACGUCAACGUCAGCUGGUGCUUCAUCUGCGCCAAAGGUGGCAGCUUGCUGUGUUGUGAGUCGUGCCCGGCUGCGUUCCACCCUGACUGUCUGAACAUCGCCAUGCCAGACGGAAGCUGGUUCUGCAACGACUGCGGCAACGGCAAGCGGCCCAAGUACCACGACAUCAUCUGGGUGAAGCUGGGCGCCUACAGGUGGUGGCCUGCAGAGAUCCGGCACCCGCGCAACAUCCCUGUGAACAUCCAGCACCUGCGGCACGGCAUCGGGGAGUUCCCCGUCUUCUUCUUCGGCUCCAAGGACUACUUCUGGACGCACCAGGGCCGCGUCCUGCCCUACGUGGAGGGCGACCGCGGCAACAAAUAUCAACAGAGCAAAAUCGACAAGGUCUUCAAGACUGCAUUGCUGGAGGCUGAGGCACGCUUCAAACAGGUGAAGCAGGAGCGAGAGGCCAAAGAGGCUCAGGAGAACAACAAGAAGCCACCGCCCUAUAAAUACAUCAAGGUGAACAAGCCGUACGGCCGCGUGCAGAUCUACACGGCGGACGUGUCGGAGAUCCCUAAGUGCACGUGCAAGCCGACGGACGAGCGGCCGUGCAGCUUCGAGUCGGAGUGCCUGAACCGCAUGCUGCUGUACGAGUGCCACCCGCAGGUCUGCCAGUCUGCAGAGCGCUGCCACAACCAGGACUUCACCAAGCGCCAGUACCCCGACACCAAGACCAUCCGCACGCCCGGAAAGGGCUGGGGCCUUAUCACCCUGCAGGACAUCAAGAAGGGGCAGUUUGUGAACGAGUACGUUGGCGAGUUGAUUGACGAAGAAGAGUGCCGCGCCCGCAUCCGAUACGCUCAGGAUCAUGACAUCACCGAUUUCUACAUGCUCACUAUCGACAAGGAUCGGAUCAUAGACGCCGGCCCCAAGGGUAACUACUCUCGCUUCAUGAACCACAGCUGCCAGCCUAACUGCGAGACCCAGAAGUGGACGGUGAACGGGGACACGCGUGUGGGCCUCUUUGCUGUCUGUGACAUCCCUACUGGCACCGAACUGACCUUCAACUAUAAUCUGGAUUGCCUUGGCAAUGAAAAGAUGGUGUGUCGCUGCGGGGCGCCCAACUGCAGUGGUUUCCUAGGAGACCGACCCAAGAAUGGCCAGGCGUCUGAGCCCAAAACCAAGUCGGUGAAGAAGAAGGCAAAGCGGCGGAAGAGUCGGAGCGAGGGAAAGAAGCAGUCGGAGGACGAGUGUUUCCGCUGCAGAGACGGGGGAGAGCUGGUGCUGUGCGACCGCAAGGGCUGCACUAAGGCCUACCACCUGUCCUGCCUAGACCGGACCAAGAGGCCCUUUGGUCGCUGGGACUGCCCGUGGCACCACUGCGACGUGUGCGGCAAGAACUCGGAGGCCUUCUGCCAGCUCUGCCCCAACUCUUUCUGCAAGGCCCACCAGGAGGGAGCGCUUAAUUGCUGCCCCGCCACAGGAACACUCUACUGCCAGGAGCACGAGGACUAUGAGCCGUCUGCUGACCCCUCCUCCGCAUUGCCCCUGCCCCUGUCCCUGUCCCCUCCCACUAACCCUGCACCUGAUGAUGAUGAUGAUGAAGAUGAAGAUAAAGAAGCGUCUCUGGUCAAGGCUGCCCCAAAAGCACGUGCCAAGAGAGGGCCCCCAAAAUCAAAGAAGGCCCCCAAAAAAGUUUGAUUUGAUUUUUUUUAUUAUUAUUAUUUUAAAUUUUUGUUGCCUUUUGGGGUUUUGUCUUUUUUUAAUGUAAAGUUAUUAAUAAAGGUACAUGUAUCAUGUAA
Messenger RNA from Engraulis encrasicolus (European anchovy), 5563 nucleotides. RefSeq names its product nuclear receptor binding SET domain protein 2 (gene nsd2). Gene Ontology annotation, molecular function: protein binding; histone methyltransferase activity. NCBI's taxonomy places the organism in Eukaryota, Metazoa, Chordata, Actinopteri, Clupeiformes, Engraulidae. Gene Ontology annotation, cellular component: nucleus. The record is from RefSeq and is a predicted model, not a curated record. The transcript is spliced from 25 exons. The coding region runs from base 189 to 5462 and encodes 1757 amino acids.